CUCUUCCAUCCUGACAUCAAAGGAUCCCAGGUUAUUAUGGAUGAAUCUUGCUGUACAGUAAGUAGAAUAGACACCUUCCAUGAUGGUAUCGUCUUCUCCAACCGGCCCGUAGAACUCGAGGAGAAAGUGACGCUGAAAAUCUUACAAGACGACCAGAAGUGGCAUGGCGGUCUACGGGUGGGUUUCACUUGGGAAGACCCCCACCUUCAGUCUGGCGACUUGCCUCCGUUUGCGUGCCCAAACCUGGUCCUCCAAGGCAAGACUUGUGCGUCUGUUUUGCCAGAUGAUUAUCUGGCGGAAGGCACCACAAUCAGCUUCUGGGUAGACAGCCAGGGCUGCGUUUUCUGCAGCACCAGCCUUGGAGCUGAAGGGUCCUUCCUCUUCGGUGGCGUCUCAGUUAAAUCUCCUCUUUGGGCGGUUGUGGACGUCUACGGAAGAACCAGAGCGGUCCAACUUCUCGAUUCCACCCGCUCCGGGUUCCAGGAACGAGCGGAAGAAAGCCCCGUGGAAGAUUGCAUGGUCUGUUUUGCGUCCGAGGCCAGUACUAUGAUGUUCCCUUGCCAUCACACCGGUUUCUGCUCCGUCUGCUCCGUGAAGAUUUUCAAAGCCAGCGGCCGCUGCCCUCUCUGUCGGGAGAAGGUGGAAAAAAUCCUCCGGAUCUCCCUUCUGGUGGAGAACGAGGGGCCGCCAAGCGGUUCGGGAAAACCGGAGGGGAUCCAUUCCCUGCGGUGACAAAAGGUGGACGAUUGCGAUGCUCCUGAGAUAAUCUCCAUCCUGGUUGGAAAGGGCAGGAAUUGGACAGGCGAAGAACGCAAUCGGAAAGACCAUAAUAAUAAUAAUAGUAAUAAUAAAUUAAAAAAAGCAGUGUUUGCUUCGAAGGGACGCAGAGGUGAUGCAUGGGGUGGCUUAGCUGAUGAAGGAGCUAUAUUGCUGGAACCGCUGGAGAUGCACAGUAGCUACUGGUUAGCCAGAUCUCUUUGUUCUUUAAAUAAACAACAAAA
This is a messenger RNA of Pseudonaja textilis, 1001 nucleotides long. Lineage: Eukaryota; Metazoa; Chordata; Lepidosauria; Squamata; Elapidae. The record is from RefSeq and is a predicted model, not a curated record.